UUUUAAUAUAUAGUAUUUUUUAUAUUUAUAUAUAUUUUAUUUAAAUUAUUAUGAAUUAUAUCGGAGAUGAUCAGACGCAGUUUAUAAUUACGAAUAUCCUGAACUCAAGCAAGGAUGUCACGAAGGAUCACAUAUUCGACCAAUUAUACACGUAUUUAUACGGAAUCUCCGAUAAAAACUAUUUUACGAGGCUUAUAAAUAAUCAAAAUGCCAAUUUGGGUUUCUGUACAAACAAAUGGUUACAAGAUUCUGUUGCAAUAAAAUGCUACGAUUGCGAAUACGAUAGUACUUGUGCAGUUUGCUUGGAAUGCUUCUUUAACUCGGACCAUACCUCCCAUGAAUACAGAUUAACGAGGACUUCUGGAGGAUGUUGUGACUGUGGAGAUGCAAGUUCAUGGAAUUUUAAAGGUUCUUGUAAGAACCAUACGCAUUUCGUCGACAACGACGAAAGAACUACACUAGCGUGUUUUACAAACUCCUUUCUGGUCAAACUUGAGAGCUUGCUGACCCAAAUUAUAUACUAUAUAACUGAAUAUUUGAAGAAUAUUCACAUCAUUGAUGAAUACUCGCUUCAAAUACUAAUACUAUUUUUAAACGACUUAGUCAAGGUCAGCUCAUCAUACAGAUUUGCACUGAACCUGUGUCUUUCCAAAGAAGUUCUCAAGGAUUGGAUUCUGAAGCAUCAAAUUCUGAGUAAUGACAUUCAGAAGUCAUUCAACUCUCUGUACUUGACACUUUUGACAUCAAUGGCAUUUAAGAUGAAGUUUGCAACACUAUUUGCUUCUUUGUAUAUUGACAUCGUCCAACCAUUGAAGGAGAUCCCCGACGAAUGGCAUCUGAGUAAUUUAUCGGUCCAGCUCUUUACAUACUCAUCAAUAGCACAUGAGUUAUUUAAAAACUCGUUCCUGAACUAUUGUAUUGAGCCCAUAAUGGACAAAAAUCUGCUCGAUAAGAGAUUAAAUAAGAUACAGUUCACUCGGUUUGAUAGGAAAAAAUUCAGUUUGUACAUAAGGAUUUUGAGUGAUAUCACAUACCUGUUUAACCAUAACUCAGUAUGUGAUAUAGUUCUGUCGGACACAAAUAUACAAAGAACCAUCCUGAGUCUACUGGCGACCCAUAACCAAAUGAACCUCAUUGAAAGGGAAGAGUAUGAACACGUGUCUUAUGAAAAUUCAGGGUAUUCUAUAGCAUUCACAAUUGAACACACAAUACACUCAGCAUUAAAGCCACUAGCGGAUUACUGUAAGAACUUGCCGGAAGAGAGAACUGAUCAAAUACUUAAGUUCUACUUGGUCAUGAAUGAUUUUAUCGCCAGCCACCUUUUAAACGAGAAAAAGCACACUGAUAAAUUAACUAGGUCGUUUCACAUCCCUUUUGUCAGGUUCUUCACAUACUUGGUUGAUUUCAAUUUUGUGAGGAGGUGUUUGAGAUCGCACUUGAACAGAUUUGAGAAGAAAGAUGAAUUUUUAUCAGAAUACCUAGAUAUGCAUUUCCCAGACCUUACGGCAGAUGUUACUGGGGAUUGUGGACUUUUGAACAUGUUUGACAACGACGUCCUGAUUUACAUUUUAAAGAGUGCAAUUGAUGUGCUUAAGUUCUCAAUGGAAAUUAAGCAGAACCUGUGGGUCUAUAACGGAGAGUCAAUGCACGAACAGAGAACAAAUUACUAUGAACUUCUAUUUGAUUCGUAUGAUAUCAGUGCAAUCCACAUCUGCGUGUGUCUCUUGGCCAUGAAAAAUAUAGGGACGGAUUUUGACCUGCUAUCAAAGGUAUUUAACAUUUGCCUGGGAAUAAAUGAGAAUUUAUACGGAAAUAAUCCAAUGAAUGAGGGAGAUAGCGACGAAGAAUUAGGUAAAGGUGAUAGAAAAUUUUUGGAAAAGGGGGUAACUGAAGUUGACACCUCAAGAUCAACAAUAAUCCCAGAAGAUUUAGCAGAUGGUGAUAUAUCAGAAUCAACAAGAUCAGAAGAGGAUGAAUCAACCACAAGUGAUGAGCCAGGAGAUAUGCAGUUCAAGUUAUCGUUCUUCUUCAUGAUCAUGAACACGCUAAUAAACGACAUAAAGCAUACAGAGAUAUUAUCUGUUCCAAAAAAGACUAUGAAGGAAGGGUUUGUUAAAAGAGGACUGCCUUUACUGAAAAUGGAUGUGGUUUAUGCACUAGUUUCGGGAAAUGCAGAGUUCGGAAAGGUUGUAAAUGAGACUAAGAAACAUUGGAAACACCACCCAAUGCUUAUUGAAACAAUUGAGAAUUUGGCAUCCCUAAACUACUCAAAGGUGUCAGAUAAGACAUAUGUGAGAUUAAAGCCAGAGUCAUAUAAGAUGAUUGAUAUUCUGUGGAAUCCACAGUAUCCAAUAACACACUCGGUAUGUAAAAAUUCAUUAAAGGAAAACAUAAGCUUACUUGGCUCAUGCAGUGAAGUCAUGUCGAGAGAGUAUAAUGAGACUCAAAACUUUAUUUUAAAUUCGAUAUCCUGCACUAGCCUCUUCCAUUACAUUUUUGCAUUCAUUUCAAACAUUUGUAAAAUAGAUUUUAAUCUGAAGGACCAGCCGUUUUAUUCACUCCCAGAUUUGUACACUAAACAUUACACACAUUUAAAUGAACACGGAAUAAAAAUAAUAACCUCAAAUGACAUGAAGGAGUAUAGCGAGUGUAUACUAUACUCCCUAAAGAUUUUAAAUUUAUUUCUCACAAAACUACCCCUUCCAACGGUUGAAGUUGGGAAAAUGAUGGUAAACUCACUAGAACUGGUACUCAAGAAUAUGGACGACGAGAUUUAUAAAAAGUGCCUGUCAUACACAAUCCUAAACUUGAAGAGGAUUUACAUGAUAGAUAACAGCAUUUCUGAUUUGUUGUCAGAUGGAAUUAGGAAGGAUGUUAAGCUGAUACAGAGGCAGAUGCUCCAGAGACUUAGUAGCCAAAACACAAUGUUUUCAAAUGAGAUUGAUGAGGAUGAGGAAUUGACAACUGAAACAAAUGAAGAUGACUUAACAUGUAUACUGUGUAAGCAGGUUAUGGACUCUAUGUCGAAUAUGUCGUACAUGACAUUCGUCUCAACAAACAAUGUUCUGAGAAGGUGUUGUACAUCAGUUCAGAGUGGUAAGAACUACAACGUAUACGCAAUGUCUUCAAUGCCCCUUAAAUCUUCAAUAAUGACAACCUGCGGUCACAUAGCUCACACAAAGUGUAUUAACGAGCACAGGAAGAUACAGACGGAUAACCACAUCUUCUCAAUGUAUGGAAUACAAAAGUCCAAAAACGAGUUUUUCUGUCCAGUCUGCAAAUCACUAUGCAAUUAUACUCUUAACAUAACAACAAUAGACAGUGUGCGGAAAAGAAGAGGAUUAUUUAGCAAUGAUACUCUGCAAGUAGUUGACAAGACAUUAAGUCCACACUAUCAAAAUUUCAGCACAGGAUACCUAUCAUCGAUAGACAGAUCGGAGCCAGAAACCCCAGAGUACACCCCGUAUAUGCUAAUAUGUAAGCAGAAUCCAGAUAUAACAUAUAAUUGGUCGUGGAGAUAUCCUUACACAACAAAUUGGAUACCCUCGCCAGUGUACGCAAGCUACGAAGAAUAUCCACUGUAUGUGUAUGGACUUACGACAUUUAUGGAUAGCCUUGACCUCAACUAUUACCUUUGCUCAGAUAACAUGAACGUGCAAGAUGAACAUGCACUUUCAUAUAACAUCUCACUGCCAAAUAUUGAUUGUGACACGUGUUCAGCCCACGAUUUGACAACAAUUGAUAAAAACUUGUGUGGAGGAUUUAAAAAGAGUGAAAAUCAGCUUCUACCAAAACUUAUAUUCCACAACCUUAAUAGGCUAAACAAGAUUGACAUGAUCUUUGAGUACUUUAUGACGAACUUGGAUUGUUAUAGAGAUUGCAGCAUUCACAAAUACAUUACGAUGAACGGAUCCGGGAUGAUUUGUACAGAGUUUUUUCCCAGAGUCUUGACUUCAUCCUAUGCAAUAUCACUGUUCUCAAAGAAUAGAUUAUAUUUUGGAAUUCAGAACUGGAAACACGUAAAUUCAACGGUUAAGCUGGAUCCCAAGUUCUGGGUAUUUUACAAUGAGAUUUUGAAUGUGGCAACUCUGAGAAAGAAUACCCUGAAUAUCCAAAAUCCGUUAUACUCACAGCUUAUUAGAAGUUAUUACUUUAAAGGGCUCAAGAGUUCAACACACUACGCCUUAUUAUCGGAGAGAAACAUCCUGGAGCAUAACAUAGUGCUAGAUGAAACGUACCAUGAUGUGAAGAGUGAGUUCAUAUCAAUCCCACAGUCAUCGCUGUAUUAUGAAAAGUCGUUGUCUGACCAAAUCAACAUGAUUAGAAUCUUCAUAGAAUCGCUGAGUGACUCACACAUGUAUGAGCUUUACGAAAGUUUGAACAUGUUCAGCUCAAUGAGCCUGAAUGAGAUUAAGCACUACAAUUUCGAAAGUGAAAAGUUCUCAUUUUUCGAUAAAGUUCUGAACACAAACCAUGACACUAGCUGGAUCAAGUCACUGAAACCAUUGAAGAAAUACUUUGAACAGGAGAAGGAAAACUCGAAUAUUUACAAACAGAUGGACGGGUCGCCAGUUAAGGACAAGAUAAACAUUUAUAAAAUGUUCGGAAAUGACCUUUUGGUUAAUCCGUGGUCCUGUGACUUCAUGAGAGAUUUCCUGUUAUUCUUCUUUUCAACGAAGUAUUGCGGAAAGGAAACUGUAAUGGAACAUUUGUACUACUAUUUGAUGGUGGGAACUGUCCAGGUUAUGGAUCGGUUUUUGAUUGAGAUUGUUGAGCAAAAUUACGUUGAAUUCAUUGACAAAAGCGCAGAAACUGAUAAAAUCUGUCUAGAAACGAGAAAUAAGAGAGAUUUCCUGAAACUGUUCAGCCAGAGGUUUUUUAGAGAGUUUUAUGAAAAUGCAGAAUUCCCAGUAGAUGUUAUUAGUAGGCUAGAUAUCAUAGACUUUAAUGAGCAUGUUGAUAAGUUCAGGGCCUAUAACGGUUACGUCAGUAGUGAAUAUAAGGAACCGGAUUACAAUUAUCCAAACAAGGAGUUCAGAGUAUUUAAUGAGAUGCUAGAAGAGCUGAUUUCAUACUCUUCAAUGUUAAGGACGAUUCACUAUUCUCACGUGGAGGGAUUUACAGAGACGAUUCCAAAACUUUCAGAACAGUCACCGGAGUAUGAUUAUAAGGAUUUCGACGAUUACCUUGUAAAUCAAGUAACUAAGCUUGUAAAGGUAAGAGAUAUCCAGAAUAACCUGAACAACUACUAUGAUAUGGACGCAAUAAUAGAGACUUUGAAGGAGUAUGUGCCUCAAAAAUCAUGCUCCAAGAGGACACGAAUAGGUAGUUUUGAAGAUAGAGUGAGCAGUUUAGUUGAUGAUAUCUUUGUUGACCCAGUAACUCCAGAGGAGUCACAUACGAACUCAGAGUACCUGUACAGAGGUGUAGAUUUACCAAGAAGAAUUAACAAGUUAUUGUACAAAAAUCACACUAAUACAGCGUUUUUCGAGACGCUCAAACAUCAUAUUCCCGACUCCAUCCACAUUUUGGACUUUUUUGAAAAUGACUUUUUUAAUGAGGUUUCAACUUUAGAGUUUGGUAGCUCAUUUUUUAACACCGUUGAAACACUUUUCAAAUUAGUCGUCGAAUACCUUAAAUCUAAAGGAUACUUAAAGACUACAGAGCAUGAUUUAUUUCCUAAGUUUAAGCAGACGUUAAUGGAGUCUGUGAAUCUAUUCUUGGAUGUUUCAUUCUGGACCAUAAACAGUAUAUUCGCCUACGAAAACGACUUGAGGAACAAGCUGGUGUACUCUAACAUGUAUAACGAGUCUACUAGGUUCGCAGCGACCUUUGAAGCGUUGGGUUUGCAGGAAUUUUGCACGCCAGAACUCACUAACAAAGUUGUGAGAAUGCUGUUUACAGUCACUUACAAGAACCAGAUGAGACUGAACAGGAGCUGUAACAUGGAAGUAACACCUCCAAUAGUUACAAACUACACACUGAUUAAGAUCGACAAGUACCUGGAUGAGUUGAAUUGGGAUAUAAUAAAGUCAACAUCCUUUAGAAACUGUGCAAACUGUGGUUUAAAACCUGCAAAUCCGCUCAUUUGCCUUCUUUGUGGGUCAGUUUUAUGUUCAAAUUCUGAGUGCUGCCAGAAGGUUAAAAUCUCAGACCUCACCAGAUUCAUCUCAGACCUUGACAAGAAGAGCUCAGAGUUCAAGAAGAGUGACGUCUCAAAGGUUUAUCACGAGGAGAUUCUAGCGCACUCAAAUUUAUGUGGAGGUGGCCAGUGCGUCUACUUCUCACCCUACUACUGCUUCGUUCUUUACGUAGAUGAGAGACGCAGGUGUGUAGUACAAUCACUUUACUCUGAUAAGUACGGUAAUAGUGACCUUCACGGCAAAGUUUACGGAACCGUUCGACUUUCACAAACCAGAAUUGAGAAUAUUGUCAACACCUUGUGUUCUGGACGCCUUUCUAAUGAAAUUGUUGCUCAAAGAAAACUCAUGCUAAACUCCUUCAACUAA
This is a messenger RNA of Theileria parva strain Muguga, 6509 nucleotides long. RefSeq names its product putative zinc finger in N-recognin (UBR box) family protein (gene UBR3). The coding region runs from base 51 to 6509 and encodes 2152 amino acids. The record is from RefSeq and is a predicted model, not a curated record. The transcript is spliced from 10 exons. Gene Ontology annotation, cellular component: cytoplasm; ubiquitin ligase complex. Gene Ontology annotation, molecular function: ubiquitin protein ligase activity; zinc ion binding. Lineage: Eukaryota; Apicomplexa; Aconoidasida; Piroplasmida; Theileriidae. Gene Ontology annotation, biological process: protein ubiquitination; ubiquitin-dependent protein catabolic process via the N-end rule pathway.